GAGGUGACGACGGCGGACGACGAGCGGCCCUGUCAUCGCGAUAACGGAAAGAAAGGAAAAAAACCGAGGGAAUGUACGGAAUGUACUUUGUUUGCGCCGUGAGUUAUUCUUCCCGCGCGCGCGGCCGUGCACGCGCGCGCUAUUAAACGCUGCCGUCGGACGCCGCGCGACGACGGCCCCUCGGGGGCCCCUGCCGCCUGUCAGUCCUGUCACCGCUGCACUCACGUUGACUCACGGUCGCGGACGCCGAGGGAAGGAAAGGGUUAUGAGGCGCCAACGGCACCGCAGUGGUCGCGCCGUCAGACGAUAUUUUUGCAUUAUUACCGACUCCGUUUCCAGCGCGGCGGGCCACCAUGGCGGAGAAGUGCAAGGAAUGCGGCUGUAAGUGUAGCACUUGCAGCCAGGACAAUCAGCAGCACUGUGACAUGCAUCUGCACGCGGAGAUAGAGAACCUGCGCCAACGACUGCUCGAGAGGGACAGCCACAUUGUGACGAUGGAGACGCAGUUUUUAAACGAGGCCGACAAAUUUCCGAACGGGGAACUGGCCUCCAUGAAGGAGGAGCUGCUGAUAUGGCAGGAGAAGUAUUCGCGCUUGCACGAAGCGCACAAGAGGGUUCAGAAGGUCAAUCAAAAUCUGGAGGACAAGCUGCUGCGGAUAGUGGACAAAUGCGAGACGGAGAAGAGUGCCUUCACGAAGGACAUAGCGACUCUGUCUCAUAGAUUAGCCGAUGCGAAUUACACGAUACAUCGAUUAACUCAAGAUAAUGAAAAAUGUAGAAACGACGUUAGUUUGGCUAUCCAAUUGCUGCAAUGCAAACCUUCCAACUUCGUGGGUCAGAAAUAUGAUUCGCUGCCUUCUGAGGUGCAGGCCAAAGUGCGAACGUACGUCGCGCAGAAGCGAUGUUCCGCGCCGGACACGACGCAGCCAGAUGUGAAGAGCAUCACCGUGCCGAUAUCCACGUUUCCGCCGACAGCGAUGGUGUACAAUAUCACUAAGCCUACGGUGGAAAAACACAGUGACGACGAUAGCGACGAUAGCAAACCACCGAUGGACAUCGUGUCGGCGGCAAUUAUGGCGAAGGUCCUGGAAGACCGUGAGAAGGAGAGAAUCUUCGCCAAGCAUUGCGACACAUGCACAUGUCACAGAAGCAUCCUCACGGUAGACACGGAGACGCAAACGUUCGUGCCUGAUACGUUCCCUAUCUCCGAGAAUUAUACGUACAGCUUCGAAAAGCAAGGAGGAAAGGAAGGUACGCCGAAUGAUGAGAAGUAUCAAAGCAAAGAUAAAUUCCAAUCGAACCUCACGACACACGCGGUCUUCUACGAAAUCAACGAGAACGGCAACAAGAUCCGCCAUCACAUGAACGGCGAUUACGUUAAAUACGCCUCGCAUGUUCCGUGUAUCAAAGACAAGUUCGUCGGUAGGAGUGGUAGAAACGGGCAGGACUACACGAUGGAAGAGAACGGCGUAAUUACGAGAGCCAGUUUAAACAAAAAGAACUCGUCCCAGAAUCACGAAAACAAGCAUUCAUCGUUCUCGAGAUUAAAUGAUCUUAAUAGAAUAAACGUUGACAAGGCAUCCAAGCCACUCAAGGUCAAUAAAUGCGAUUCUCCGCUCGAUAAUAGAUCUGCAAAAUAUUUCAACAAGAGUGAGAGGAAUUACUUCGAACCCUUUGGUACUGAUUGUUUGGCGCUUGGGGACAAUCGGCUCUCCGACAAGCAGAUGCACAUCGACAUUAUUAAUGACAGGUUGUGGAAGAACGAGUGGACGAAGUCGAAGUCCGAGACAGACCCUUCGAGGGAGAACAGGGGCAAGGCGAAUCGCGGCAUCGAGCUCGAUAUCAUCAACGAUCGCGAUUGGAAGAAUGACAGAUCGGCGGAGCGACAAAAUGCGCGGAACGCCGCGCAAUUCACCUUAAUCGAGGUCAAGAGUCCGGACAGCAACGCGGCGAAUCACAAUGACGGCAGUCAGACGGAGGUAACGACCAGUCCGAGCUUCAGCAGCGACAGCAUGGUCAUCUCCAGUUCCGAUCCGUCCAGCAGUUGCAGCGACGUCGCACAAUCGUUGACCGGUGGUGCCUUCAAUUCGAGCGCCAAGUCCAACUCGAAUCAGAGUCGCGUGAUCGGACCGCGGAACUGCCUGGUCCGGGUCACGCCUGGCUCCAAGAACAUUCUGCUUGACAAUGCCGGCCAUUACAAGACCGUAUUGUACAGCAGUGGCAGCAACGGCAGCGGCGGCGGUAGUAAAGCUAACACCGCUUUGGUACAUGCGAAGAAGACGUCUCGUGCUGGUUCCGAGCGCUCAACCGGCAGCGAGGACAAUUCGCCACCGCCGGCGUUACUGCAGGACAAUCAAUUGCAACGAGUGGCCGAAUGGGUACAGUCGUCGAUGUGCGUGGAGAAUUCCGCGUCGCAUGAUAGCAAUAAGAUCAAGUGUGUGGAGAACGCUGCGAAUGACAAUUCGUCAUCCGUGUAUCCGAAGAAUUCUCUUGUAAAGCGCAAGCCCACGCAGCACGACGGAGGUUUGGCUCGCAACGUUCGAGACACGCCGAAAAAUCGGGAUUACAGCAACGUAAAUAAUCAGCCCAUUGAUAUUAAUAUCUUGUCUGAGUGUAAUGACGAGAGCGAAAAUCUCAUAACAUUCGAGGACGAGCAUUUGCUGAAGGAUCUUCGCAAGGAUAUGGAUUACGAGGUGAAGAUCACGAAGGAGAUGGAGGAGACGUAUCUGAAGCUAGCGGCGAGCCUGGACCCGGUAACAUUGAGCCUGUCAAGUGCCAGCAAUGCUGAAUUGACGAUCGAGAAGUACAGGAAGGAUCACAAGAGGCUUCACACGCAGAGAAUUCAAGAUAAGGCGGGAUCAAAAGCUUAACGUGUAUCUCAGCGAAUUCUUCGAAGACAAUUGACUAUAUCAAGCAGGGAGUUCCUUCAAAGAUAUAACAGAGCGUUAUUUUUUGUAACUAUAUUAAAGUAAGGCUGUACCAACACGAGUAGCAUAGGGAAAAGAAUGUCCUACGCGUCACUGCAAGUAAAUCGGUUUCGUUUGCGUUCGUGAGCGAGAUCCGUAGGGUUGAUUUUAAAGCGAGGGAAAUUUAACUGAAGGUAAAAUUAAAUGCAACACGGUAGUCUGGUCGUAACGUCAAUAUUACGUAAUUAAUAAUUUACUGGAAUUUUGGAUCAACGACACUGAGUCACGCAGAAAAUUGUCGUUAUUUUAAGACAUAAUUGCGUCUUAUCAACAAUCUUUUUCGCAGUCACGUAAACAAGAAUGUUAAAUCGCAAAGUUGAUUUGCGAUUCUCUGCGUUUAUUUGCCUGUGUAAUCUUCCUCACAUGCUUCUCUCUUUGGCAUAUUAGCUUUGGCUAAUAAUUAAUCAUUUUCGUAAUGUACAUAAGUAUAUAUAUGUAUAAUUUUAUCAGCUUAAAGUUUAAGGCAUAUUUAUUUUAGCAAAUACUAAUAUUAAUUUAUUCCAUCUUGUGUUAAGCUAAAUAAUCUCUAGAGUUACAAAUAAAGCAAAUAUUUGUAACGAAAUAUUUGAGAGCAAUUAUAGAAAAUGAUAUAAAACGUGCCGUGUUGCAAUAAGAUUUACUGGACAUUAAACGCGUAUUAAUUUUACUUAUACAAGAAUUAUACAGUCAGUGGAUGUAAUUAAUCAUUUAAUUUUAUGACGAAAAUAUGAAUGGUACAUAUAUAUUUUUUCCCCAGUUUUUUGCAACGUUGUCGUGAACACACGCGCGAUUAAAAUUAGAAACGACAAUAUUACGAUUAACUUACACCACACCCGGAGAAUACUAUAUUCCCGCAGACAUUACUUUACGAAGUCCAUCGUGUUAAUUUCAUCUCAUGAUGUAUUAAGUAUCCACGUUUAUGUCAUACCAAAGCUAGGCCAAUUGCGAUAAGGACACUUUAAUCCUUUGAGCCCAGAAUUAUUCUCGCUGUCCCGCGGCGCAAACGUAAACGCUAAAUAAUUAAGAUAAGCAAUUCCCUAGUAUACUCAGCUUUUAUAUAACGUCGCAGCAAGAUCUCUCGCGCCGCUGCGCUAUGGACGGUAUUAGGGCUCAAAGGAUUAAACGGCCAUUUAGUUUUAGCCCGUUUAUCGAUGCCACGGGGAAGCAUAAUUUGGCAAUUUACCGCCGCAUUACCGAUGCCCGUAAUUUCGUUAAAUCCGGGCGGUAACGUUAGCCGUUUUACGCAGAAGUUAGGUUCGCAUUGAGAUUAUUAUAAGAGAAGAGUAAUCGCAUCUAGUUUUAUAAAGUGACUCUCUAGGCUCAAAGGGAUUUGCUACUUCGCGUAAAUUUAAUUUAGACUGAUUUGUACAGCGGAGAGUCGCUUUCGAGCGCUUCAGUAACUUCAGUAAUGGUAGCCUCGCCGAUGCUUAUCGCGUCUCGCUCGACAAAAAUGUUUCACAUUAGUUCAAUGAAAACUUUCGCCUGAUUUAACGAUGGUCUAAGCUCGUUGUUCCGCUUGCGCGCUACUUGCGGAUACCGUAAUCGUACUUCGUUGCGACAUUCGCACAGCUGACAACCUAGUUUUCAAUUCUACGGGCAACUAGCUCUGAUUAUCUCGUUCUUCCCUCGUUAUGAUCUCACUCAUAAUACAAAUAGAGGAAUGAAAUUUAGUUUGGAGAACUAGAAAAUUCUAUUUAUAACUAAAUGAAUUUCUAUCGAUUUGUCUGUCUUCUCACUUGAGGGGAAUGAAGAAGAAAAUGGUGCUACUAGAUGGAUCGGAUAUAGAAAAUCGCCGAGAGUCCGGGAAUUCUCAAUUUCUCAUCCUCGAAGAUUUAUCAGAGAAGGCAACGGAAAGCCACUCUGGUUAUUGCUUCUCAGAAUAUCGCUGUAGAUCGAAACCUAAAGCAAAAAGGUCCCGAGUCCCAGGGCAGCCCUUUGGUGGGCAAGUCACAUAUAGUCACAGAAUAAUUCUCCAAGUGAUCGCCAACGACGGGGGGCCUGAAGAAAAAAGAAGAAGAAGAAGAAGGACCUCGAAGUCGGCCCUUCGGCAAUAUCGAUUUCCGGCGAAUCGCAUGGAUUAGUGGCUACGUUGCUGAAUGACCCAGAGUUUACCGCACACCGACGAUCGAGGGCGAGCGAAUUCGCAAUUCUUUCAGUAUUAGUCGAAUACGCGCCGACGACCAAGGGCGUAACUGCGUUUACGGAAAAGUACGCAGAUACAAAGUGUGUGACAAUAUAUACCUCAUGGCUUCUCAAGCACCGCGCAAUACUAACUCGCAACUCCUUUUUUGUAAACGUAAAUUAAGGGUCGCGCGAGCCACCGGGAGAGACGUGCGUCGCGACGCGAAAGCCCCGAGAUCACGAAUGCGGGUAGUCAGAAACAGUAGUCGAUAGCGCGUCACACGUGAAGAAGAUACGUUUCUUCCAUAUUUCAUACGUUUCGUCAGUCGUUCCCCGCACAUGUGAUCAAUUAAAAAAACGCGCAAAUAGCGAUGAAAUUAACGGAGUGCGAAAUUCACCCUCGUCUUACCGUUCCCAUCGUUAACGGUAUCAGCGAGAAUCUAUAUUUCCUUGAUCGACUAUCUUAGUCUAACGAUACACAUCGUUAAUUUUCGAACGUCUCUUAAAGCUCUACAAACACCCUCUUCCUAAGAAACUCCUUUGCAGAGCCGCGAAUGUUUUAUAAAAAUCUUGUUUUAUAUGUAAAAUUUUUGAAUUUAGAACAAUUCGGAAUAAUAUAAAGAAAUAUAUGUGUUUGUUCCGCCAAUGAUAAUUAACAAAAGGUGCAUAAUUCGAAAUAAUUCGGAUAUAUUGUUUCUCAGAAAUUCAGGCAAUUCGAGAUUAGAAAGAAACUUUCUUCGAGCGUGGCUUGAUUUGUCACGCUCGGCAUUAUUGCGUUGCGUUUGUGAAAUUCCAUUCAAAUUAAUCAGACCUGCAAUUACCGAUCCCUGACGCGAUACCGACGCCCGAUUCCCAAAGUGUGUGAGAACGACUGGCGUUAAUUAACGUGCGCGCUAAUCGCUUUUGCGCGUCCCGAUCGUCUCUGACGUAGGAUCGUGGGACUCCUCGCGUAAGCAAUUCGUAUAUGUGUACGAUCCCCGGAGAUCGUAGAUAAGAAAGGAUCGGCGGUUCCCGAAACUCGAAUAGGUUGGACCGCGGGAUCUCCAACGCGAGAAAACGCGAGUCGGUCAUCGCAAUAAAAUAAUCCGUGUACGAUAGCCGUACCAUUUACUCAUACAGUUGAAUGUAUCAUAUUCAACGUGGCGAUGAUUAUCUCACGUAAACUCUGUAAAUAUAUAUAUAUAUACAUAUAUAUAAAUAAAAUAUAUUUAAAAAACUA
Messenger RNA from Temnothorax curvispinosus, 6285 nucleotides. RefSeq lists its product as uncharacterized. The transcript has 4 exons. The coding region runs from base 354 to 2870 and encodes 838 amino acids. The record is from RefSeq and is a predicted model, not a curated record. NCBI's taxonomy places the organism in Eukaryota, Metazoa, Arthropoda, Insecta, Hymenoptera, Formicidae.